AUGUCUCCGGCGGCUGGGGCUGCUGGAGCAGGCGACCGGCGGCGGCCGAUAGCGAGUGUCAGGGACGGCCGGGGCGGGGGCUGCAGCGGCCCUGCCGGGGCGGUGCUCCUUGGACUGUCGCUGUUCGGCCUUGUGCUGUACCUGGUGCCGGCGGCGGCUGCCCUGGCCUGGCUGGCUGUCGGGGCUACCGCGGCCUGGUGGGGACUGAGCCGCGAGCCCCGAGGUUCGCGCGCCUUUUCCUCGCUCGUUCGCAACACACGGCGUCAGCGACCACUGUUUACUUCGCCACCGGUCAAGUCGGCAGUAAACGGAAGUCUCUUAGAGCCGCGUACCCUCCUUGAAGGACCCGACCCCGCCGAACUACUCCUCAUGGGUAGUUACCUGGGCAAGCCUGGCCCUCCGCAGCCUCCCCCUGCUCAGGAGGGCAGGGACCUGCGAGAGAGGCUUGGCCGCCGCCCAGCCCCUCGGCCCUCGCCGCCCGCCCCCUCGGCCCAUCGCAUUCCCCGCGUUCAGCCCUCUUCCCCCACUCCUCUUCUCCGACCCUCCCGGAGGCUUCCCCACAGGGAUUGUGGGACUUUGCCGAAUCGGUUUGUAAUAACACCUCGGAGACGAUAUCCAAUCCAUCAGGCCCAGUAUUCCUUGCUGGGGGUGCUUCCCACAGUGUGCUGGAAUGGCUGUCACAAGAAGACUGUGCUGUCUGCUCGCAAUUCCAAGAUGGUGUGCAGCCCGGUGACAGUGAGGAUUGCUCCUCCUGACAGGAAAUUGAUCCAUUCGCCAGUACCGGAGCAGUUGAUCGGUUCAGCACUGUCAUCACCAUCAGGGAGUGUUCCAGACCCCUGUGCAAAGGAGACUGUGCUGAAUGCCCUCAAGGAGAGGAAGAAAAGGAUGGUGGAAGAGGAAGACCAAAUAUUCUCCGACAGCCAGGAGAAUAAAAGACGGCGCCAUGAUAGCAGUGGAAGUGGACAUUCAGCAUUUGAGCCACUGGUGGCCAAUGGAGGCCCUGCGUCUUUUGUGCCGAAACCUGGGUCUCUGAAGAGAGGUUUCCAUUCCCAGAGCUCUGAUGACCACUUGAAUAAGAGAUCCCGCACUUCUUCCAUGAGCUCCUUGACAAGCACAUAUGUGGGUGGCAUCCCUAGUUCCAGCCGCAAUGCCAUUACCAGUUCCUAUAGCUCUACUCGUGGUUUCUCUCAGCCGCGGAGGAGAGGUGGUCCCGGCUCAUCACCCUUUUCUAGUGCAGCCUCAUCCCGCUCCCAGACACCAGAGAGGCCGGCAAAAAAAAUAAGAGAAGAGGAGCUUUCUCAUCGCUCUAGUUCUGCAACUCCACUGGUGACAGACAAGGAGUCCCAGGGAGCAAAGGUUGCAGAUACAACCAUGGGAAAGAAGCAGAACUUAUGGAAUUCCCCAUCUACACCUGGCAGCUCGGGGCAGCGCAAACGGAAGAUUCAGUUGCUGCCCUCCCGGCGAGGGGACCAGCUGACCCUGCCGCCGCCUCCCCAGCUUGGCUAUUCGAUCACUGCCGAAGACCUGGACUUGGAAAAAAAGAUGUCGUUCCAGUGGUUCAACAAGGCCCUGGAGGAUAAGACGGAUGCUGCCUCAGACUCUGUCGCUGAGAGCCCGCCUGCCACUCGGCCCCCUGUCACUUUCACCCUGCCUGCUGCCGGAGCCGCUGCGUCAGCACCCUCCCUUCCGGCCCCCAGCUCUAACCCGCUGCUGGAGAGCUUGAAGAAGGUGCAGGACUCCCCGGGCCCAGCAGCUCGCCCAGAACCUGCUGGAGGGGCACCCACUGUGGCCCAUUUACCUCCGAAGACACCCAGCCUUGGGGCUUCACAGUCAGGGACCUCUUCAGAUUCAAAACCCACAGCCACUUUCCCGGGGCUGAUCCCUGAUUCCACGGUACCAGUCACUGGCACCAUCAAGACCCCUGCAGCCCUCCAGGCUGAGACAUCUGCCAGAUCCCCCGCCCCAGCUGCCCCGUCCCCCAUCCCCAAGCCGAGUAUUCUGUUUGGAAUGCUGAGCACCCCAGCUUCUCACCCGCCUGCGGCUCCUGAGGUGUCUUCUGCAUCUCCUGUCUUCAAGCCCAUUUUUGGGGCCCCACCUAAAGGUGAGCAGGAAGGCCCCCUGCCUGCUCAGCCUUCAGUCACCACCGCAGCGUCUUCCAGCUCCGCCCUUCCUGUGAUGGCUGGUACCUCGGCCCCCACUUUCAAGCCCAUCUUCGGCAGCACGGAGCCACCGACAUCUGUGCCCUUGUCAACUCCUUUCUCUUUCAAGCAGACGCCUACUCCGGCUACUACCACAACUGCUCCUCUCUUCACUCCCCUGCCCAGUGCCACCUCUACAGGGGCUUCUGUUACCACAGCCAGUACAUCCACAGACUCUGUUUCAAAGCCUCCUUUUGGCUUUGGUGUAAACAAUGUAACGAGCACCAUGAGCAGUGUGACUAGCACCACUUCUACUUCCCAGCCUUUCCUCUUUGGGGCACCCCCUGCCUCUGGUGCCAGCUUUACCCCAACCAUGGGUUCCAUAUUCCGGUUUGGCAAGUCUCCUGCCAUGCCUCCUUCGACAGCAGUCACCACCUUUGGCCAGCCCCUUCCCAGUGCUGUCCAGACCGCCCCCAGCAGCAGCACCGCAGGCUUCACUGGUUUUGGCAGCACCCUCACUACUUCAGCCCCGGGUACCAGCAGCCAGCCUACUCUGACAUUCAGCAGCACCACCACCCCAGCGUUCAACAUUCCCUUUGGUUCAAGCACCAAGCCCCCUCCCCCAUCAUAUCCAGGAGCCAACCCCCAGCCCACGUUUGGGGCUACUGACGGGCAGCAGCAAGGGGCCACCAAGCCAGCCCUUGCCCCAAGCUUUGGCAGCUCUUUCAAUUUUGGAAACUCUGUGGCCCCAGCUGCAACUCCAGCGCCAACCCAUGCUCAGCCAGCCUUUGGCAGCACUACACAAGUGGCCUUUGGUGGUUUGAAAACGCCAGCCUCCACCUUUGGUGCCCCUGCCAGCACCCAGCCGGCCUUUGGCAGCACCACGCCUGUCUUCUCCUUUGGUACAGCCACCACUGCUGGCUUCGGAGCCACAACCCAGACCACCAGCAGUGGGACCAGUAGCUCAGUGUUUGGCAGCACGCCAUCGCCCUUCACAUUUGGGGCUUCAGCAGCACCCGCUGGCAGUGGGGGCUUUGGGAUCAGUGCGGCUGCCCCAGGCACCAGUUCCAGCUCCACACCAUUCAACUUCGGAGCAGGACAGAGUGGGACCACCGGCACCACGGCCCCCUUUGGGGGAGGCCUGAGUCAGAACACCUUGGGCGCGCUCAGCCAGAGCUCAUCCUUCGCCUUCAGCGUGGCCAGCACGCCCGACAGCAAACCUGUGUUUGGAGGUUCUUCUACGCCCACCUUUGGUCAGAACGCGCCUGCCCCUGGAGUGGGCACGUCAGGCAGCAGCCUCCCGUUUGGGGCAUCCUCAGCACCGGCCCAGGGCUUUGUGGGAGUCGGCCCUUUUGGCUCGGCAGCGCCUUCCUUCUCCAUCGGUGCGGGAUCCAAGACCCCAGGGGCUCGGCAGCGCCUGCAGGCCCGAAGGCAGCACACCCGCAAGAAAUAG
Molecule: messenger RNA, 3591 nt
Organism: Orycteropus afer afer
Lineage: Eukaryota; Metazoa; Chordata; Mammalia; Tubulidentata; Orycteropodidae
Gene: POM121C
Product: POM121 transmembrane nucleoporin C
Exons: 13
Coding region: 1-3591 (1196 amino acids)
Biological process (GO): RNA export from nucleus; protein import into nucleus
Cellular component (GO): nuclear pore
Molecular function (GO): structural constituent of nuclear pore
Source: RefSeq, a predicted model, not a curated record